Molecule: messenger RNA, 1903 nt
Organism: Drosophila navojoa
Lineage: Eukaryota; Metazoa; Arthropoda; Insecta; Diptera; Drosophilidae
Product: carboxylic ester hydrolase
Source: RefSeq, a predicted model, not a curated record
CGGGCAAAAUCAGCCCCUUGCGGUCAUUGACGGGUUAAAGCAUCAACAGCUGAUUAUGUUUGUCUGGCUAAAGUCCAUUGCGAAGCAACAUUUGUAUUUUGGACCGGUAAUUUAGUGAUUAAACAUUUCUCUUUUAAGUGAUUUGCACUAAUUGUGAUGUGGGGACUCAUAACAGUCCGACGUGGACAUUUCACCGCCAGGUACUUAAGAUUAUACAGCAAUAGUAUGCAGGUGAAAGUGUCUGUAAAGCAAGGCGUCCUAGUUGGACAACGACAGCAGCUGCCCAGUGGUUUGCAAUAUGAGAGCUUUCUCGGUGUGCCCUACGCCCAACCACCUGUGGGUGAGUUGCGUUUUCGGAGUCCGCUGCCAUUGGAGCGUUUUCCACAGCCAGAGCUGGAUUGCAGCAAAGAAGGCAAUGUCUCGCAUCAGCGGGAUCCAUUUACCCUGGAGGUAGUUGGUUCUGAAAAUUGUCUGUUCCUCAAUAUCUAUGUGCCCAAGAGCAAGUCACAAAAGCCGCUGCCCGUCAUGGUCUGGAUUCAUGGUGGAGGCUUCUGGUUUGGCAAUGGCAACAGAGAUUAUCACUUUCCUGCGCAGCUCAUGCAAGAGGAGGUCAUUGUGGUUACCCUCAAUUAUCGCCUUGGCGCUUUGGGAUUUCUCAGCCUACCAGAACCAGGCAUCUAUGGUAAUGCGGGUCUGAAGGAUCAACGCUUGGCACUGCAGUGGGUGCACGAGAACAUUGCCAACUUCAAUGGUGAUCCACAGAAUGUUACCCUCUUCGGGGAGAGUGCGGGUGGUGCCUCGGUGCAUCUGCACACGUAUGCGGCGCAUGCCAACAAGCUGUUCCACAAGGCCAUCAUGCAGAGUGGCACCGCUAACAUGGAUUGGGUGUUCCAGGAAAAUGCUUCAUUCAAGGCGCGUCGCCUUGGUGAACUGUUGCAGGGCAGGAAUAUAGAGAACGAUAGCAAGUUACUGGAGUUUCUGCAAUCCGAGGCGGCGACGCCGUUGGCAAUGCUGGCGAAAACAUUGGAUGUGUUGACUCCAGAGGAACGUCGUCGGCAGCUGCCGCUGGCUUUUAAGCCCGUCAUCGAAGAUCCAAGCAGUCCGGAUAGCUUCAUAACUACGCCGAUUCUGGACUUAAUGCAUGAGAAGGAGCGCUUGGGAGGCAUGCCUCUUCUAAUGGGCUAUAAUUCGGGCGAGGGCAUAGCCAUGAUUGUGCCUGCCAAGCGUAAGCUGGAGCUUUACAACGAGGAUUUGGCGCGCAUGGUACCUCGCAAUCUAGUUGUAAAAGCGGAAGCACCAGAGGCACUUCAGGCAGCCGAAGAUAUGCGUCAAUUCUACUUCAAUGGACAGGAUGUGACGGUCGAGAACUUGGUCGAUAUCUUCACGGAUUUUUACUUUAACAUCGAUGCUCAGCACGCUGCUGAGAUUCAUGCCAACUGCCAGAGGAGUUCCCCGCUCUACUUCUAUCGCUUCGACUAUGUGGGCGGACGGAAUCUAUACAAAAACCUGUUCCAAGCUAAUGAUUUGCGUGGAGCAUCACACGGCGAUGAACUGUUUUAUCUAUUUCAAAUGGCAGAGGACGAUACUAAGCUGGAGCCUGCGGAUGCGGAGAUGUCGCAACGUUUGUGUCACAUGUGGGCGAACUUUGCCAAGCAUGGUAAGCCCUCAGACAGCUGGACACCAGUACAAAGGCAAAAGAGGAGCGCCAAUGGAGAGCUAGAACCCUUCCAAUUGGACUAUAUGCAAAUUGAUAGGGAAAUCAAAAUGCAACGAAAUCCAGAUGCGGAGCGUAUCGAUUUUUGGCGCAGCAUGUACAAAAGAUAUAGAUCAAAAUGCUAUGCAGAAUUAAGGGCUAAAUUGUAACGGAUAUUUACCAGAACUAUAUAUACCUCUGAUAUUGCUA